GGGGUUAACCGGGUGGGGCGGUGCCGCCGCCAGCGGGAGGUGGCUCGGCCGAGUGCCCCGCACCUCUCCCGGCGGCAGCGAGCGGCUCUCCUCGUUUCCCAGCGGCGGCUCCCGCCGCCCCCGGUAUAACCACACAUGGCUCCUGGUGCCUCAAAUAAGAAGAAAACUGAUGAUGAACAGGCUUCAAAAGAGAAUUUUAUCCAUCUGUGCAACCCUCACCUGGAGAAAAUGAAAGAAGACAUCCUGUACCAUUUUGCUCUUGGGACUGGUACCCAUGAUUUUCCGGCACUGUUUGGAGAUGUAAAGUUUGUGUGUGUUGGAGGAAGCCCUUCACGGAUGAAAGCUUUUAUCGCCUACAUAGCGGAGGAACUGGGGCUUGGAAGCACCGGUUUUGACUACCCCAACAUCUGCGCAGGCACUGACCGCUACGCCAUGUACAAAGUGGGACCUGUUCUGUCUGUCAGUCAUGGUAUGGGCAUUCCUUCUAUUUCAAUCAUGUUGCAUGAGCUGAUCAAAUUGUUGUAUCAUGCCAAGUGUUCCAACAUAACCAUCAUUCGCAUUGGCACCUCUGGUGGAAUAGGUCUGGAGCCAGGCUCAGUGGUUAUAACUAGGCAGUCUGUAGAUGCCACCUUCAAACCUCAGUUGGAACAGGUUGUUCUGGGAAAGACAGUAAUUCGCAGUACUAACCUAGAUGAACAGCUGGCUAAGGAGCUGAUGCAGUGCAGUAAAGAAAUCGGUCAGUUCAACACAGUCAUUGGGAACACCAUGUGCACUUUGGAUUUCUAUGAAGGACAGGGCAGGUUGGAUGGUGCAAUCUGCUUAUAUGACGAAGAAGAAAAACUCCAAUAUUUGAAGAAAGCUUAUGAUUCUGGCGUCAGAAACAUUGAGAUGGAAUCUUCCGUAUUUGCUGCAAUGUGUAAUCUCAGCGGUGUCAAAGCUGCUGUAGUGUGUGUCACUCUUCUGAAUCGGCUCGAAGGAGAUCAAAUCAGCAGCUCACAUGAUGUCCUUGUGGAGUAUCAGCAGAGGCCGCAGAAGUUAGUGGGAUAUUUCAUUAAGAAAUGUCUUGGGAAAGCAUGAAAUAUCCAUCUUUGUUUUCAAGAAGGAGAGGGCCUUUUUACAGAUGAACUCACGGUUACAACUUCUGUGCAUUACGAGUCUUUUGCCUCAGGAUAACUUACAGCA
This is a messenger RNA of Corapipo altera (White-ruffed manakin), 1182 nucleotides long. It is a transcript of the gene UPP1, whose product is annotated as uridine phosphorylase 1. Gene Ontology annotation, biological process: uridine catabolic process; nucleotide catabolic process. The transcript is spliced from 8 exons. The record is from RefSeq and is a predicted model, not a curated record. Gene Ontology annotation, cellular component: cytoplasm; cytosol. Gene Ontology annotation, molecular function: uridine phosphorylase activity. NCBI's taxonomy places the organism in Eukaryota, Metazoa, Chordata, Aves, Passeriformes, Pipridae. The coding region runs from base 136 to 1077 and encodes 313 amino acids.